UCUCAUCCUCAAAAAGAAGGAAAAAAAAAUUUCAAACCUCGCUCUCUCAGCCGAAUAUCCUGGUAUCCACACGAAUAAACCUUAUUGUUAAUAUUGUUAUUUUAUUACUGAUUAAAUAAUAUACAUAAAAUUUUCUCGGGAAAAUUUUUUCAUUUUCCAUGAAAGUUCUUAUCCUCCAAGCUCGCUACCUGUCCCUUUCAGUUUCUUUAUAUAACAAAGCCGGCCCUUCACUCUCAGCCCCAAAUGCUAUCUCACCUAGCUUUCUUUCUCUCACAAGUCUCCCAAGAUUGAAACAGAACACAAUGGCCGCUUGUAUUGGAGCCUCAAGAACUACCCUAACCGAAACCAACCCACUUUCCUGCGACCCAAACAAGUCCCAAAUCGAAGACCAAACUUACAAUUACGUGAAAUUUUGCCGACCCAGUUGCGCUGAUCGUGUUUCCUAUGUACCCUUUUGCCCAGACAGGUCAAAGACCAUGGACGAGGUUGAUCUAUGGCGGAAAAUGCAAGAGGAAGCUAGGUACGAUGUGGAGCAAGAACCGGUAUUGUCAAACUACUAUUACAAUUCUAUUUUGUCACAGGGUUCAUUGGAAAGGGCGUUGGCCAAUCAUCUUUCAAUGAAAUUAAGCAAUUCUAGUCUUCCUAGUGGUACUUUAUUUGAUGUUUUCCAAGGUGUUGUUGUAGAGGGUAAAGAAAUUAUGAUGGCUGUGAUGGAUGACCUUAGAGCUGUGAAAGAGAGAGACCCAGCUUGUGUGAGCUAUGUGCAUUGUUUCUUGAACUUUAAAGGGUUUCUCGCUUGUCAGGCGCAUAGGGUGGCACAUAAGUUGUGGUCACAAGGUAGAAAGGUGUUGGCUUUGUUGAUUCAGAAUAGGGUGUCUGAGGUUUUUGCGGUGGAUAUUCAUCCAGGUGCAAAGAUUGGACGUGGGAUAUUGUUUGAUCAUGCAACUGGUGUUGUGAUUGGUGAGACUGCUGUGAUAGGGAACGAUGUGUCAAUCUUGCAUAAUGUGACAUUAGGAGGGACUGGGAAGGCGUGUGGGGAUAGGCACCCAAAGAUUGGAGAUGGGGUGUUGAUAGGUGCAGGGACUUGUAUUUUGGGGAAUAUUAGGAUUGGGGAUGGGGCUAAGAUUGGAGCUGGGUCUGUUGUGGUAAAGGAUGUGCCAGCAAGGACAACAGCAGUUGGGAACCCAGCUAGGUUGAUUGGAGGGAAAGACAACCCAAUUAAGCUUGAUAAGAUUCCUAGUUUGACCAUGGAUCAUACUUCACAUAUAUCUGAGUGGUCUGACUAUGUUAUCUAGAGGCCUAGCUAGUUAUCACAGUUGGGUUUUUUUUUUUUUUAAUAAGUUUCUUUUGGUAUUUUUCUUUAGUUUCUUACAAAAAAGCGGCCUCUUUGUUUGUGUUAUAAGUGAGAAUGGAAGUUCUCCUAUUGGCAAACAAGAGUGCCUUGAAAGUUGAAGCUAUUACAUAUUUGUAUGUUAAGAAGCUGUCUUGUAUUGGUAAUAUUGCAAAUUGCCAUGACUGUUGUGCUACAAUACAAAAAGAAUUUUAUGCUUA
Messenger RNA from Quercus robur (English oak), 1551 nucleotides. RefSeq names its product serine acetyltransferase 1, chloroplastic-like. Lineage: Eukaryota; Viridiplantae; Streptophyta; Magnoliopsida; Fagales; Fagaceae. The transcript has a single exon. The record is from RefSeq and is a predicted model, not a curated record. Bases 159 to 1295 code for a protein of 378 amino acids. Gene Ontology annotation, cellular component: cytoplasm; cytosol. Gene Ontology annotation, molecular function: L-serine O-acetyltransferase activity.